AUGGGUCUGCCCUGGGAGCUGACGGGGCACGCUGAGGUGGUGAGGGUCAUCUUUGACCCCCAGAAGAUCAGCUACGAGGAGCUCCUCAAACUCUUCUGGGAGAACCACGACCCCACACAAGGCAUGAGGCAGCAGGAGGACCUGGGCACCCAGUACCGCUCCGUCAUCUUCACCCUGGGCCCCCAGCAGCAGGCAGCCGCCCUCCGCAGCAGGACACUGUACCAGCAGGAGCUGAGGGAGGGGCGGCGGGGGGACAUCACCACUGCCAUCCAGCCGGCCGGGGACUUCUACUACGCCGAGGACCGUCACCAGCAGUACCUGCACAAGGUGCCCGGGGGCUCCUGUCACCUGAAGGGCACCGGUGUCACCUGCCCCAUCGCACCCUGA
This is a messenger RNA of Calidris pugnax (ruff), 387 nucleotides long. Its product is annotated as peptide methionine sulfoxide reductase MsrA 1-like. The transcript is spliced from 3 exons. The record is from RefSeq and is a predicted model, not a curated record. Lineage: Eukaryota; Metazoa; Chordata; Aves; Charadriiformes; Scolopacidae. Gene Ontology annotation, cellular component: cytoplasm. Gene Ontology annotation, biological process: cellular response to oxidative stress. Gene Ontology annotation, molecular function: peptide-methionine (S)-S-oxide reductase activity. The coding region runs from base 1 to 387 and encodes 128 amino acids.